CAGUAGCCUCUUGGAGAGGAGGCGAGAGGCAGCUUGAACUCCAGCCAUGUCGUCAGUAAGAAGGGAAACGCCAACACUUCAGACUAAUGUUGUGGCUGACGUAUCUCUUGCACUGGAAUGAACCAAAUACCCAAAAAGGGGGUGACAUAAAAUUUAAGCAGCCUCCAUGAACAACCUUAAUGACCCCCCAAGAUGGAACAUUCAACCAAACCCAAGAGAAAGGGAGGAGGGUGGAGCGGAUGGAAACCAGUGGAAUUAUGCUUUAUUGGUGCCGAUGCUGGGACUGGCAGCAUUUCGUUGGAUCUGGACACGUGAGUCUCAGAGAGAAAUCGAGAAGGUCAAAUCCAAAUAUAACAAGGAUGUGUUCAUGGUAAAAAGUGAGAUGGAAUCCCGGUACGAGGAGACGUUAACAGAGAGGCGCAGAGCCGUGGCUGCCUUGGAGCUAGAGCUGGAGAUGGAGAGACAGAGGGUGAAAGGCUACAAACAUGCCAUGAUCUCACAGAGCCAUCAUCUGGUGGAAGAACGGAAACGCUUACAGCAGGAGCGUGACUGGUUAGAGGAAGAGAAGCAAAGAUAUGUAAAUUCUGGAGCUGGAGCAGCUGUGCUCCAUCAAGCCAUGGAUCAACAGAACGAGUGGUUCCAGAGAGCCAAUGCCACAUUGCGCGAGCUCGAGGCUCAACUUGUGGAGCGCCAGAAUGCUUACUGUUCACUAAUCCUGCCUCGAGACAAGCGCCUGGAAAUGGAGCGAAACAUGCUGCUGAAGGUGGUCAAAGAGCCAGUCACAGAAGAACUUGAUCUAGAAGCUGAUCUUAAAGAUAUCUUCAAGAGGGAUAAGCAUUGUGCAAACCUGAUGAACAUGGACAAGAGAAAAAACGGCAGUCUCAUGUGGGUGUACCUCAAGUACUGGCAGCUGCAGGUCAAUGUUGAAAGACACAAGAGAACAGAGGCCGCCAUUUUAGGUAGAAACAUUAAGCCGCAAGCAAAAUGAUGACAAGAUGAGGCAAUUACUGUAUUUUCGUCUGACUUGUAUGACAUCAGAAAUGGAAUAUGCAUGAAGUUUGUCUUGUUAAGACAUUUUCAUAUAUUUCAAGAAAUGCUGCUAAGUAGUUAUUCCUCAAUUUAACUUAAGUCGGCUCAGAUUAAACCCAUUAGCUUAAACCAGGAGGUUCAAAAGUAAGAAAAUGAUAUCCACAUUGGAUAAUAUAAUCAAAGCGUGAAUAUGUUGUUUUGAAAUCUAAAAUCAGAAUAUGUGGCGUCUAACUUCUGAUGCACGCAAUUGAAUCUAUAAUGGUAAUAUACUGGACCUGUGUUCAUCUUUGUGUGACAUGAACUUCAAAACCAACAUUUUCCUUUAUACUAUCUGAUUGAAAGUUAUUUUAUCUUGAAAUUCAGUGGAAUGUGAUGAUGCAUAAGAUCCAAUUCAACAACGUCCUUCGCCAUCUCCUGUCAUCUGUAACUGAGCAAUUUCACGAGUAUCAGAAGAUAAGUGCGCAAAGAUGUAUUAAGUGAUAAGUUUCUGAAGUGACACCUCAACCUUCAUACAAAGUAAAUGUCAUGUUGACAUUUCUUUUAAUGGUAAAAUGACUCUUAGGUUUUAGUUUUGAGUCCCUCUAAUUUUCAGUUGCGUAGAGACCAUAUAAUUGCUAUGUAUUUUGUGCACAUUAAAUUAGGAGUAAGCCUCUGA
Corythoichthys intestinalis (scribbled pipefish) is the source of this 1684-nucleotide messenger RNA. RefSeq names its product coiled-coil domain-containing protein 127-like. The coding region runs from base 167 to 988 and encodes 273 amino acids. The record is from RefSeq and is a predicted model, not a curated record. The transcript has 4 exons. NCBI's taxonomy places the organism in Eukaryota, Metazoa, Chordata, Actinopteri, Syngnathiformes, Syngnathidae.